AUGGCCCUUGACAUGUUGUUGCCUUACUUUGGGGUCUCCGCAAAGAACGUAACGAGCAGAGUCAAGACUCGUGAAGAGGUCAUUUCCAGACUGGGGCCAGCUUCAGUCGAGACUUCGAUAGCUACAUUAGCCCCAGAGCAAGGCCACCCCUUGCCCAGAGUUCCUUCCUUUGCCUGCUUCUUCACCACUGUAAAGCCGGACCUAGGUCCGUCUGACAUGAGCUGUCGUGGGGCCAUUCAACAUUGGUCGAUGAAUCCUCCUCAUCGACCGGAAUGGCGGCCUUAUGCGCUGGCUUUGCUGUACCUUGCGCAACCAUCGCUCGACGAAUCCUUCCAUCUUGGUCUGUUUUCCCCCAUUUCUCGUCUACACCCUCUCUUCUCUCCACCCAAGAAGACUCGCACUCGUUCGUCGAACCAGCGUCUGGCCCGGACACUAAUGGAGCACACCCGCUCCCCUCGAAAUCACAAUCGAGCCAUCGCGAUGCUGUCCGCCGUCGAAAAUAGCAACAAGGUAAUUCUGGAGCCUAGAAUCGGUCAUUCCCCUCAAUGCCCGGACGAUGUGCGGUGGUUGGUCCGUGAGGGCCAUAGGAUCGGCCUCCCUGCGCAGGUCACCGCCUCGUUACCAUGA
Colletotrichum acutatum is the source of this 627-nucleotide messenger RNA. RefSeq lists its product as uncharacterized. Lineage: Eukaryota; Fungi; Ascomycota; Sordariomycetes; Glomerellales; Glomerellaceae. The coding region runs from base 1 to 627 and encodes 208 amino acids. The transcript is spliced from 3 exons. The record is from RefSeq and is a predicted model, not a curated record.